Molecule: messenger RNA, 1832 nt
Organism: Ictalurus furcatus (blue catfish)
Lineage: Eukaryota; Metazoa; Chordata; Actinopteri; Siluriformes; Ictaluridae
Exons: 4
Coding region: 979-1791 (270 amino acids)
Source: RefSeq, a predicted model, not a curated record
UAGUAAGAAAAGCACAUAGAGAACACAUUUAUUUCUUAUAGGGAAAGUUCAUUCCACCACCUAUAGGUGCCAAAACAGAGAAUACUCUUGAAGCAUGCCUUCUUUGUAUCCUGAGAGAUGGUGGGACCAGUCGAGCAGUGAAACAUACAUUUACAGUAUUUGGCAGACGUCCUUAUCCAGAGCAACUUAUAUUUAUUUUAUACAACUGAGCAGUUGAGGGUGAGGGGCUUGCUCAAGGGCCCAGCAGUGGCAGCUUCGCAGUACUGGGAUUUGAACUUUGAAAGUUUUAACCAUUGAGCUACCACUGCCCGUGUUUUUUGGGGUAUUACAAACAUGUCUGUCUUUUCUGUGGAAAAAAACAACAACCCAAGAAACAUCUUUAAGCACCACAAGAUGGCAGCAUGUUCGCAUGCUGCAAAUGUUUCUUGCCUUGCAGCACUGGAAGAAAGCAGCAACUGUGGUGUCUAAGCUGCAGUGAGUCAACAUUCAUUGCCUAUGAGAUUGUGUGAGGGGCCUCGGGAAGGGGAGUCAGAGGGAGGAGAGAUGGAAAAGUGGGGAAGGAGAGAGGAAGAAAAGGAGAGGGAAUAAGAGAGCUGAAGCACGAAGCAGCCGCAAAAAGUCCUCAAGACUCAACAGCUAAUGGACAAAAUAUUACUGAUGAAAAUGGGAUCUUUCUGCAAAAUCUGAUUCAGGGAUUCAGUGUUAAGUGAGCAGUUCCCAGCAGAUGUUUCACUUUCAUCAGUGAAGGUCAGUUUUCACUGGACUGGCACAUACACAUUAGAGAAAUUGUCAUAUUUAUGGGUUGUUGUUUUUUUGCUCUGAGAGCCAUCAAGGACAAAUGCUGAAUGUUCAGAUGUUGGUACAUUUUGGAGAUCAAAGUAAUAUCUAGAAGUUGGGAUAUGUUGAACAAAUUGUGUGGGUGUGUGGUUAUAGAAAGGGUGGAAAUGGGAAUGUUAGGGUAGGUGCUUGUGUGGUUUUAUGAUGUCAGCUGACAGUCUGCCAUCUUUUUUUCCAGUUCUCUCAAACCUACAAAGAGCAUCUAGACAGGUCAUCGAAAUGACUGGUGCUGUACUGCACUGCCUGAGCGGCAUAUUCCUAAACAAAUGUAAACAGGACUCAGGAUGUAGGCCUGGUAUGGGUGUGAAAAUGCUGCUGUCUUGCUUAUGGCAUAUCUUGUGCAUCCUCCUCCCAUUACACUUUGUGGAAACUCAGCAUCCCCACCAAGCCAACAACACACUAGUGUUCGACAGCUCGGACCAUGCUGACCGCUUAUGCAGCUGCAGCUGUGCAACGGCGGUGCGCAGUUGUGAUGAAGCUCUUGCCAACCUGAUGUGCAGCUGUGCCACCGUGUGGCGCUCGGCUCUGUCGCCUAGCACCCUGGAGGCGGAGACGCUGACGGUGUGGGUGUGGCAGCCGUGGGUGCUGAGGGAGCUGCUGAACGGCAGCAGGGUUGCAGAGCUGCAGCUGUCUCUGUGUAGCCCUGCCUCAUUUCUCGGACCCUCUCAAUAUCUCACUAUUGUGGGUCUGAGGAAGCUUCAGAUCUCCAAUAAUGGGGUGCCACAGCACAAGGGUGAAAGAGUCGUGAACUUUGGACUGAAUGUACAGGAUGGGAAUCUCAGUGUUGCGUUUUUAGACUUGUGGUCACUGAACAAUCACUUGAAGGCCUACAGUGUCAUUGGACCUCCGCUGCAGAUGCUAAUGGAGCACUUUCCUUACCUUCAGCAAGCCAAUAUAAAGAUUACUGACUUAGAAGAGAUCCACAAGCCAUCCAUCCUAACUUUUAUUUACUAAAUUAAAUAAACUAAACAGUUUUGUACUAAACAGAACUUCUA